AUGAAUACAGCUAUUGUUAGUCUGAAGCGUCAGCUUCGGAAAGAUAUGGCUUCUCGACUAGAAAAGCUAUCUGUAGCAGAGACACAAAGCCAAUCCGAACAAGUGUUUGAAAGGUUGAAGCGAUUAGAACAGUUUAAGAAUGCAAAGAAUGUAAGUGUAUACAUUAGCAUGCCUACUGGUGAAGUCGUCACUACCAACAUCAUACACCAUUUGCUUCGUUCAGGAAAGAAUUGCUUUAUACCUCGUUGCACCAAAACCCACAUGGACAUGGUAAAGAUUAAUAGCAUAGAGGACUUUAAUUCACUUCCAGUCAAUAAAUGGAAAAUACCUGAGCCUCCUCUUGAUCAAGACAGAGAAAAUGCUCUGGAGACUGAGGGUCUUGAUCUCGUAUUAAUGCCUGGAGUUGCAUUUGAUCAGAAUAGGAAUAGGAUAGGCCAUGGAAAGGGGUAUUAUGAUCGUUAUUUACGUAAAUGUAAAUCUUGGGCAGAAGCAAACAACACUGCUCCACCCAAAACUAUUGCUCUCGCCUUGGACCAACAGAUUGUAGAUGUUGGUGUUAUUCCCUUGGAAGAAACAGACGAAACACUGGAUUGCGUAUUAUCACCAUCGUUUAUAUUUUCAAACUAA
Rhizopus microsporus ATCC 52813 is the source of this 627-nucleotide messenger RNA. Its product is annotated as 5, 10-methenyltetrahydrofolate synthetase-like protein. Bases 1 to 627 code for a protein of 208 amino acids. NCBI's taxonomy places the organism in Eukaryota, Fungi, Mucoromycota, Mucoromycetes, Mucorales, Rhizopodaceae. Gene Ontology annotation, cellular component: mitochondrion. Gene Ontology annotation, biological process: folic acid-containing compound biosynthetic process; tetrahydrofolate interconversion. Gene Ontology annotation, molecular function: 5-formyltetrahydrofolate cyclo-ligase activity. The transcript is spliced from 6 exons. The record is from RefSeq and is a predicted model, not a curated record.